CAGAGUUUUGCACACUCGUGAAUCAUCUCAUGACUAACUAAAAAUAGACGUGAUGUAAAUAAGAGAUUCAUUCGUUUAGAGAGCUUGAUUAACGGAACCUGUGAGAUCACGAUGAACUUUGAUGAGUGGUGCUUUUAGUGAUAAUGAAGGGAGUGCCUUUUGUGUGUUUUCUAGGCUAUAAUCCAUCCAGAAUUUGACCAAAACAUUUGUUUUAUGGACACACACAUGCUGUAAUGUUUUGGGAAAGAAUCCAGCAUCAUUCUCGAAAUAUCAGUGAUGAGCAAUGGACGGGACAAAAAUGCCUCAGUGAUGUAUUCUGGAAGCGGUCCUGACCAAACUUCCACAGACAGCGCGCGUCCUGAGCGAGAUCCAGUUCACAGACUAAAAUAACUUUAUUGAAAUCGGGACAUAUCAACCAGUAAUUUAAUUUCCAGUAACGGACGGUAGAAUGUUCAGAAAUGAAUGGUAUGCGAUUUAUGACAGAAUAGUCCCACAACUGACGGUUUAUUUUUUCCUCACGUGUCUCACCACAAUGAUUCAAAACGGACACAUUUCAAGUGACACGGGAAAAAGACAAGGAAAACUUAAAUGAACAUCAGAAAAGCAGCGCACACAUUUCUGGUUAAAAAUGAAAGGCCAUCAACUGACACUUUAAACGGGAAGCAUCGCCAUUGAAAUCAGCAGCAAGAAAAGCUCCACAGUUUAGUAAACGCAGGUAAACUCUUUAAGUUAUUCUUCACUGCGCUGUACUGACACAAUGCAUUGCAAUAUGGUAGCGCAUUGUUUUAAGGCAUACAUCCGAAAAAGUUUUUUUUCUUCUUGUCCCCUGACUCCAGAGUCAAAUGUCGCCCAUGGCGGCGACGUGCGGUCGAGCGGCCAAUGAGGCGUCUAGAUAUUUAUUUCUAUGUCCUUUGCGUCUACUAUGCCAGAGUAUGUUGAUGCGUCACGCUGGCUGUUGUGAAAGCGCUAAGGACAGUUGGACAUUGUGGUGGAUCAGAGCUGUGGGUCCCAUUGACUGCCAUUAUAUGACUGACAGACUGCAACGGUUUGAGUUAAAAAUCUUCGUUUGUGUUCUACUGAAGAAACAAAGUCACCUACAUCUUGGAUGCCAUUGGGGAGACUGUGAUUGAACCAGACGCCCUGUCAGCAGACAACAGUUGGGAUACAGAGGAAGAUGAUGAGGUUUAUUAUGCAGAUGAUUUUGAAUCAACUUCAGGAAAGCAAAAGAACCCCAGAACCUGCCCUGAACAGCGUGGUAAACUCAUUUUGAAUGUUACAAAUCCACCUACAGAGCCAUCUACAUCUCUAUCUACUUUUGGGUCCUACUAUGCUCUUCCACCCACAUGGCACUACCAAAUGGACGAUCCUGCUGAGGCUGGGCUACAAAUGGAAGAAUGUUAUGAUGUAAACGCCAACAUGGAUUCUGUUGCUUAUUCAGAAGAUGAGAACUCUGGACUGGGCUCUCCGUCUGCAGCAGGUGUCUUUAUGGCCAGUGAGGAUUUUAAAGGACAUCCAGACAUGUGCCAGGGGGAGGACAUGGCCCAGUGUUCAGAAGAGCUUGUGAUCACUAAAGUUGAGGACACUAAUGAAAUGACACUGGACCAGAAUGAGGAUUACAAUGGGAUGACAGAAGUGGAUGGAUCAGAAGAUUCAGAAACGCAGAGAGCCAAAGACAUAAAAAGCAGAACUAUGGAAUCGUCUGCUGAAAUGGCUGUUGACAAAGCUAAAGCAACCCAGCCCUCUGUCAUAAUGCCUUUGAAGAUCAAGGAUGAACCGAUGGAUGAGGAAUGGAAAAAAGCACCACAUUCCCCGAUGGAAUACAUUAAGGAUGAUGAGGAUUUUGACCAAGCACCGGAUGAUAUCAAGAUUCAAGCUUCAGUAGGCAUCCCAGAAAAGACACCACCAAUCCCAGCAAAAUCCAUUCAGCCUUUAAGAAGACAUGGUGUGUUGUGCACUGCCUGUAAUAAGGUCAUGCUGAAGGGACACACAGCAUUUCAGCGUAGUGGCUCUUCUAAACUCUACUGCUCGCCUCAAUGUCUCUGCAACGCUAAGAAGAAAACAUGUCACUGCUGCCUUAAAGAAAUUCAGGAUGAGAAUAUCAAAAUUACCCUGGUAGACAUGUCAGGGACUGUGAAGGAGUUCUGCAGUCAGAAAUGCCGCAGCGCUUUAAACUUCAAGUGCAGUGUGUGUGAGAAGACAGGAGUGACUCAUAGUCAUGAGGUGAAUUACAUGGGCUCCAUCCAUAAGCUGUGCAGCGACAGCUGCUUCAACCAGUUCCGCUCCUCCAAUAAGCUGAACAUGAACAGCUGUGUGAACUGUGGAGGAUAUUGCUAUGGCACAGACAGUCAGUGUCCGUCUCUACAGAUGGAGGACAGAGUUAUGAAGUUCUGCAGCCAAAACUGCCUCACAGCCUACAAAAAGAGGAGUCUGAAACUUGUCAUCUGCAAAAUGUGUCAUGCCCUGCGCCCAGCUGCAGAUGCGGUGGACAGUCCAAACUCCGAGGGCAUCAGGGAGCUUUUCUGCUCCACUUCCUGUGUCAUGAAAAAAGAAAGUCAUACAGGUUUGGAACGACUUGAGGGUGUUGCAGCAGAAUGCAGCAACUGCAAGCUGAAACUAGUGCCUCAGUACCACAUAUCCACGUUUAAAGGAUCCGUUCAGAACUUUUGCUCUUAUUCCUGUGUACUAGCAUAUCAGGAGUCCUUCAAUAAGACUAAACCUAACAUGUCAGUAAAUACAGUAACCUCUACAAGCAAAAACACAUCUACCCCGAACCCUGCUGCCCCCAAACCAGCUUCCUCAGAGUCCAGCUCAUCAGCGAAGACCAGUACUUCCAGUGGUCCAGUGCAGACAGUCACCAAGAUCCCCUGCUCUCAGUGUCUGAACUUCUUCUUCCACAGACCAGAGCUGCUGGAGUUUAGGAGGAAAAUGUACGCUUUCUGCAGUAACACUUGUGUUGAUGAGUUCAGAAGGAUCUACCGCAUAGAAGCUCGCUGUGAACACUGCAAGCUCGAUAAGAUUGUAAAAAUAGUGAGAAAGAUAAACAAGGUUGACCGUUCUUUCUGCAGUGAGAGAUGCAAGACGCUCUUUGAGCAUAGCCUGUUCAAACGCUGGGGAAAGAAACACUGUUGCAACUGCUUUUACUGUAACAGCACUUCUAAGACUGUAGUGACUGAUGUCUUUGAUGGGAAGCAAGAGGAGUUCUGUGGGAACGAUUGCUUGUUAAAACACAAUUUACUGAUCCGUCAGGAAAUAAAGUGCUCAAUGUGCAGGCAGGCCAAGAAGAUAACGGAGACUGUGAAAUGGCUGGGUGAGAUGAAGCAUUUCUGCAGCCUGCGGUGCCUGAUGUUCUUCUGCAGUCUGCAGGGCAUCACUGGAGUCGUUGCAAAUAAAUCUCUAGCCACACGAGGUGUGACCCCAGUAUCCUCUGCAGUUCCUCAAAGUACUAAACAGGGCACACCGGUCAUUGCCAAUGUCGUCUCGCUUUCGAGUGCAUCCAACGACCAGCCAGGUGUUUUGGGAAACACAGAUCCAAAAGGCUCUGUUCCUGUAAAAGUCACAGGAAAUGAGUGUGCUGUGAAAGCUCCUGUCUCUUCAUCCCAAACCCAGAAAGACAAGGACUUGCCAUAUAAAUCCAUAAGCAAAAACAAAGCCACGUCCUGUAAACCUCACACCUGUGAUGCUGAAGCACAAAUAGAUGGAACUCCUAAGGUGAUAGUGCUGCCUGUACCAGUACCAGUGUAUGUGCCAGUUCCUAUGCAUCUCUACACUCAAUACAUUCCACAGUCUGUGGGGCUUCCACUUCCGGUUCCGGUGCCCUUGUUCUUCCCUACAACCCUGGAUAAUGCCGAGCACAUUGUGAAGACCAUUCAGGAAAUCAAAGAGAAGAUCCCUGAUGACCCUCUGGAGGCCGACCUCAUCAUGAUGGCAGAGAUGGUGGCUGAGGAUGCAGAGAAGGAGAAACAAAUCAUCUCUAGUGAUCAGACUGGUAACAUAAUGGAGGACCUUGAUUUGGAAGAUCUAUCCAGCAAUCUGAGUUGGGGGGAGGACUCUGUGUCUUCUGCCCAGACAUGGGAUCAAACCCCUGAGCCUGAGAGGCCUCCUCCAUCCAGAUCUGCCACACUGACCCCCGUCUCCACCACCGUAGAAGAGCCUCAGAUGGACUUGGAGGCCGAUUUCCCAAUCGAGAGCAUUGAACGUUUUAGAAAGCAAAUGCAAAAGGAGGUCAAUUCUGGCAAACAGAGAUCACGCAAGAGAGGACACGAUGGCUUCCCUGAGAAAAAACAGGGCAGUAAGUGUGCAUCAGCACCUCCAAACAGCCUCUCCAAACUGCAACAUGAGUACGGAGUCAAAGCCUGGAAGAAGUGGGUGCGCUGGAGGAACACCCAACCCAACAUGGAGACUCUCAAAUUUGGCUCACGUAGUAUGACACUAAAGGAGGAUUUGUUGAAGUGCUGCACUGCUGAAAUAAGCUACGGCCUCUGCAAGUUCAUUUCUGAAGUUCGUCGACCCAACGGAGAGAAAUACAGCCCUGACAGCGUCUUUUAUCUCUGCUUGGGAAUCCAGCAGUACCUGUUUGAGAACAAUCGGAUGGAGAACAUCUUCGCAGACGUCUUCUACGCCAAAUUCUGCCAUGAAAUGAGCAACAUACUCAGAGGGUGGAAACCAACUAUUUUGCCCAGCGGUUAUGUUCAUUCUCGUGUGGAGGAGUAUCAUCUGUGGGACUGUAAGCAGCUGGGGGCGUUUUCACCCGGUGUGCUGCUCAACACACUGCUCUACUUCUUCACUAAGUACUUCAACUACAGGACAGUGGAGCAGCACCGCCGCCUCUCUUUUGGCCACAUCAAACGCUACUCUCGAGGACAAGCCAACAACAAAGUGUCUUUCCUCCGUUUCUAUCCCCCGAAAGAGGACGGAAGCACAGAUGGUGUCCCUGUAAAGAAGAAGAAGAAAGAAGGUGAACGGCAAAGGGUGCUAAAAAUACGGCAGAAUUCAGACAAUCCUCUUCGCUGUCCUGUCAGGCUUUACGAGUUCUAUCUCUCAAAAUGCUCGCCCGGCAUAAGACAAGACACAACCCAAUUUUACCUGAGCCCCGAGCGCUCCUGUGUCCCCAGCAGUCCCACGUGGUUCUCUACCACCUCUCUGAAUGAUGAGGUUCUGGAUAGCAUGCUCACACGUAUCCUUACUGUCAGAGAGCUGCACCUGGAGAGAGACAAAUCACCCAAUGAGACUGAUUCAGACAGUGACUCGGACUUCACACCGGUUUAGUACAAUACUGAGAAAACCUGAAUGCAUCCUCUGGGAUUUUGACUCUUGUUCUGAAUGCUGGAAAGCAAGUGGUUUAUCAUUUCGUUUCCAUUUUCAAUCUUCUUUUAGUUAUAAAGACGCACACAGUUACAGUGGGAUUAUUGUAAUUCGCCACCUUUGUAUUAUAUUUAAACACUAAAGACAUUGACAGCAUCAUUCCAAAAACAGAUUUUGUAAUUGUUUUUCAUUGCAAGCCAUGUUGGUUUAAAUAGAUGGAAUGUUCCUGAAAUUGACUCUUGAUGCCUUUUUUUAAUGG
Molecule: messenger RNA, 5560 nt
Organism: Onychostoma macrolepis
Lineage: Eukaryota; Metazoa; Chordata; Actinopteri; Cypriniformes; Cyprinidae
Product: zinc finger MYM-type protein 4-like
Exons: 31
Coding region: 1357-5265 (1302 amino acids)
Molecular function (GO): zinc ion binding
Source: RefSeq, a predicted model, not a curated record